AUGCAAUUGAAGUUGAGGUAAAAUGUAUCAAAUGGAUCCAUCCCGCUGCUAGAGCAGCGUGUUGUCGACAAUCGCAAAGUGUCGUUGGUGACGACUACGUCUGAACAAUCAGUGACCAAUUGCACCAGUGCACCAUAAUGAUGGGUUUUGUAUUCACCCUCCUCAUAUCGAUUGUUCUGAUGGCAAUCCUAGUCGAAGGAAACCCAACAGCUGAUUUCUACAAUUUGGAUGCUCACAACUUUAACUAUUUCAAAUAUCCCGCAAGACCUACGACGCGAUACGGACUGCGGCAGGUUGAUCCGGAUCCGUCAUUGGGUCAACGAGCGAAGGCUGUAUAUACAUACUUCAGGAAUUUGCUGCUGGGACAUCCGAUACAGCAGAAUACCUACAAUAUUAUGUUUGAUCCGGACCGAGCACUACGUCUGAGAGGUGCCUAUCAGCGGCAGUUUGGGGUUCGAGGCGAGAAUCUAAUCGCGCUAAUCGGGAAUGGGUACUCACCCAGUGAGUUACGAUAUUACGGAGCGGUCGGGCGCGAAUUUAAAGGAUUUUAGGAAUGAGAACAGUUAAAGUGAUGCUAGUGAAUAAUGAAGCUAUUAAGUUAUUUUUUUGCGAAAUCUGUGUGAGUGUAUUUGCUAAAGACAACAAUAAAAGUUAGUUCUUUCUUUUCCUUUCCAUAA
This is a messenger RNA of Toxorhynchites rutilus septentrionalis, 677 nucleotides long. RefSeq lists its product as uncharacterized. NCBI's taxonomy places the organism in Eukaryota, Metazoa, Arthropoda, Insecta, Diptera, Culicidae. The coding region runs from base 138 to 551 and encodes 137 amino acids. The transcript is spliced from 2 exons. The record is from RefSeq and is a predicted model, not a curated record.